Messenger RNA from Plasmodium gallinaceum, 1026 nucleotides. Its product is annotated as metallopeptidase, putative. The record is from RefSeq and is a predicted model, not a curated record. Lineage: Eukaryota; Apicomplexa; Aconoidasida; Haemosporida; Plasmodiidae. Bases 1 to 1026 code for a protein of 341 amino acids. The transcript has 4 exons.
AUGAAUAUAAAAACUUUAGAUGAUUUAAAAUAUAAAAUUCAUAAAAUUAAAGUUUUGAAUGAAAAUGAUAAGAAAGCAAAAUCCAUUUUAAGAAAAGCUGCUGAACAAGUAAUGCCAAUUAUGAGAAAAAGGCGUUUUUCAGUUGAAUUACUUUCAGAAUUUCUGCCUGCAAAUCCAAGUUUAUUAGGUCUAAACAUUGCAAAGAAUUCAGAAAUUAAGAUAAGACUUCGAAAUAAAAAGGGAAGUGAACUAUUUCAUUUUAACGAUAUAAUGGGAACCUUACUACAUGAAUUAGCACAUAUAGUACACAGUAGACAUGAUAAAUCAUUUUAUGAAUUACUAGAUAAACUAAUUUUAGAAUAUAACGAAUUGUACGCAUAUAAAAACUUAGGAUAUACAGGAAAAAAAGUUGGUAAUAGUAAAAAUAAAUCUAUAUUUUUUAAUAGCAACCCGAAGGUAAUGGCUGCACAAGCUGCAGAAAAAAGAUUAAUGAAUAAUUUUAUAAAUAAAGAUGGUAAAAUAAUCAAUUUAUCCCUUGAAAGCUGCUUAACAGAGGAGCAGCGUGAAAAUUUAUUUAAAAGUAGAACAGAAUAUGAUGAUAAAAUUUGCUCCGUAAAUAAUGAUGUAAUUAUAAUAGAUCCAGUGAAUAAUUUUUAUAAAAAUAAGGAAAAUGAAAAUUUUGUAAAUUAUAUGCCUACAAAAAAAGACAAACAACUUCCAACAAAUUCCAUAAAUACAAAAUAUACUGUAAAUUGUGCAAACUCAAAUAAUAAAAAUAAAAAUUAUUUAAAUUCAAAAAUGAAUAUAAAUUAUAUAAAUAAAAAAAGUUAUGAAGAUAAUUUUGAUGAUAAUCCAAAAAGAAAAGCACCUGUGCUCAAUAGUUACAAUGAUGAUAGUGUACAUUUUUUAGGAGCAAAAAAGGUUGACAGUGAUCAGAAAGAAGUAAAAAAUGGAAACAAUUCUUUUUUUUGUGAUAACUUUUAUAUAAACAAAAAUAAAAAGAGAAAAAUAAUUAUUUUGGAUUAA